Messenger RNA from Apiotrichum porosum, 1773 nucleotides. It is a transcript of the gene RFA1, whose product is annotated as Replication factor A protein 1. Gene Ontology annotation, cellular component: nucleus. Lineage: Eukaryota; Fungi; Basidiomycota; Tremellomycetes; Trichosporonales; Trichosporonaceae. The record is from RefSeq and is a predicted model, not a curated record. Gene Ontology annotation, biological process: DNA recombination; DNA replication; DNA repair. The coding region runs from base 1 to 1773 and encodes 590 amino acids. Gene Ontology annotation, molecular function: DNA binding. The transcript has 6 exons.
AUGGCAAGCCCUCUCACCGCCGGCUUUUGCCAGCUCGUUCACGCGUCUGAGGACUCUCCCGAGGGUGUCAAGCCCACGCUCCAGGUCCUCAACGUCAAGCGCAUCAACACCCCCAACAGCAGCGGCGCGGAUCGCUACCGCGUCAUCCUCUCCGAUGGCUCCUACUUUAUCCAGGCGAUGCUCGCAACCCAGCUCAACGACUUCGUCGAGGACAAUGAGCUCGACAAGAAUGUCGUGAUCAAGCUCACCAGCUUUGUCACCAACUCGAUUAACAACCGCAAGCUCAUCAUCAUCCUCGGCUUUGAGAUUGUUCCCUGGACUGGCGACAAGAUUGGUUCCCCAGUCAACCUUGACCCCGCUGAGGCCGCUGCCGCUGCGCCUGCGCCCGCCGCCGCCGCCGCUGCCCCGGUGGCGAACCGUGGCAACGCGUCCAACGCUCGCCAGCAGCCUGCCCCCAACCGCCCUCGUGCCGGUGGCAACCGCGACAUGGGUCCCAUCUUCCCCAUUGAAGGCCUGAGCCCGUACCAGAACAAGUGGACCAUCAAGGCCCGUGUGACCCAAAAGACCGACAUCAAGCACUGGUCCAACCAGCGCGGCGAGGGCAAGCUGUUUGCCGUCACGCUCAUGGACGAGACCGGUGAGAUUCGCGCCACGGGAUUCAACGACCAGGUCGACGCCUUUUACAAUGUUCUCGAGGAGGGCAAGGUCUUCUUCAUCUCGAGGGCCAGGAUCAACAUUGCCAAGAAGCAGUUCAGCAGCGUCAACAACGAGUACGAGAUUACCUUUGAGAGCGGAACCGAGAUUGAGCCAGUCAAGUACACCUUCAAGAGCAUUGGCGACCUUGCCGAUGUCCCUAAGGACGCCAACACCGACGUCAUCGGUGUCGUUAAGGAGGUUCACGAGCUCACCUCGAUCACUUCGAAGGCUACCCAGAAGCCGUUCGCCAAGCGCGACAUUCUGCUCGUCGACCAGUCCGGCCAGAGUGUCCGCCUCACCCUCUGGGGUAAGACUGCCGAGACGUUCAGCCACGCGGACGAGCCUGUGAUCGCGUUCAAGGGCGUCAAGGUCAGCGACUUUGGUGGCCGCUCUCUUUCCAUGUUCAGCUCGGCCACCAUGUCUGUCAACCCUGACAUUCCCGAGGCCCACUCCCUGCGCGGCUGGUACGAUGCCGAGGGCCGUAACAAGUCGUUCACCGCCUACAACAACUCGUUGGCUGGCACCGGCUCGGCUACCGUCAAGCCCUCGGAGAUCAAGACCAUUGGCCAGGCCAAGGACGAGCAGCUUGGUAUGAGCGACAAGACCGACUACUUUACGACCACUGCCACCAUCAUGUUUAUCAAGUCGGAGACAUUCUCGUACCCUGCAUGUGCCAACAAGGAGGGCUGCAACAAAAAGGUCAUUGACGAGGGUGGCAGUUGGCGUUGCGAGAAGUGCGACCGCAGUUGGCCUGAGCCCAUCCACCGCUACAUUCUCUCGAUGAACGUCAUGGACCACACUGGCUCGUUCUGGAUCACGGCGUUCAACGAGGUCGCGGACCAGAUCAUGGGCGUGACCGCCAACGACCUGAUGAGGAUGAAGGAGGAGGGCGACCCCGCACUCGACAAGUACUUUACCAAGGCGGCUGCCAAGACCUGGAGCUUCCAGAUGAUGGCCAAGCAGGACACGUUCAACGACCAGGUCCGCGUGCGCUACCAGUGCCGUCGUAUCAGCGCCAUCGAUUACCCCGCCGACAGCGCCCACCUCAUCCAGCAAAUCAACGCUAUGUCCCUGUAG